AUGAGCGAAAUCAGGGAUACCGAAACUUCUGCUUACCAAGAGCUGAUGCAAAGCGGUGGCAGGCCCAUGUAUCCCAUCUGCCUCCUUGAUGAAGUACUAAAAGACCCUGAAGGGCAUCUCUCCUUCUUGUUGCCGUGGCAAGCCUAUCCGGGUACGGGCAUUCCCGACAGAAAUGUGUUCACAAAGCAAUUGGCUCGAUGGAAGGCGUUCCGCAGUUGGCAGAAAGAUUGCCGAGGGAUUCGCACUGAUGAAAAGGAAUUUGACGCAUACGUUGAGGAUACUAAGCGCAGAGAUCCCGAAUGGAGAGGUGAAUUGAAUUACGAACAUCAAGAAUUGAUGGAUCAACAUCUCAGAAGGCUUCAAGCUGAAUUUGAGAAGACUCCCGAAGCAAAGGACAGCAACGAUAAAGGCGCAGCCUUCCGAGAGUUCGUUGAGAAGAGGAGACAGCGCAAUUUGGAGGUUGGAUGCACAUGGCCGGGAAUGACAGAAGCUGAGUAUCGGCAAGCGCUCAGCGUGCAGUUCAACCUGGACAAGUACCGUCGUUAUCAAGCUCACCUUGGUCUGCUGGCUCUUGCCCGAGGCAAGCACGGAUUUCCCGAGUACGUUGCCAAGGCUAGGCGCCGUCUAUCUGAAUUUGGCCUCACCCAGACAUUCGAAUUUGACGAAGACCCAACCCGCCAAGACAAGCUGACAACAUGGAUCAAAUAUCUCUAUUACGAGUUGUUGUGGCACGAUUACCAUGAACGUUCCAUUAAUCGGAUGCAAAGAGAGUAUGACGAAGCCUGGGAAAAGCUCGUUGCCUCAAGAGUUUUACAGUCGAUGGAGACGGACGAGACACUGCGAACAACUGAGUCCAUACUCCAGCGUGCAAGCGAGAGACAGCAUGCUGAACAGGCUUUGGCGGCUGCUGAAGAAGCUGCUAGAAAGGCAUUAUUGGAGACCGCCAAAGCUAUCCAUGGUGGUUCGAGUCUUUCUCUCCAGCAGCGGAAGCAAAGAUUAAAAACAGCUUACACUGGAUUGCUCAAGGCCAAGAAAACGCUAAAGAUCAUCACAAGACGAAACAAUCUGAUUGCGGAGUUUCUCCAAAAAACACGGGGCUAUUCAGAGGCCAAAUACAACUUACAGCGUCAGCAACUUCUACUCCAGUGGAUUCUUGCUCAGGUACCGCAUGUUGAAGAAGAGGUGAACGCAUUCAACGGCAACAACACUAUAACAUCUGGUCUGGACCAUACGCAUCGCAAGAAGCGCCAUCCGAGCACCUCUAUAGAGGAUAUCGGUAUUUUCGCACACCGCAGCAAUGAGCCUUGGGAUGAGCGGCCUGCUAAGCGAAUCCGGAUAAACAAUCAAGGAGGUGCACUGGGGAACGAGGACGUCCAACUUCGCCGCAGCGCUCGUAUUGCAGCGCGGCGCAGUCACUGUUUGGAAGACAAGAAGCAGGCCAGCAUUUGCCUUCGUCGGAGCGCUCGUCUCGCUGCUAAACGCAGCUUGCAACGAACAUAG
Messenger RNA from Thermochaetoides thermophila DSM 1495, 1500 nucleotides. RefSeq lists its product as uncharacterized. The transcript has a single exon. The record is from RefSeq and is a predicted model, not a curated record. Lineage: Eukaryota; Fungi; Ascomycota; Sordariomycetes; Sordariales; Chaetomiaceae. Bases 1 to 1500 code for a protein of 499 amino acids.